Malassezia vespertilionis is the source of this 510-nucleotide messenger RNA. RefSeq names its product delta subunit of the central stalk of mitochondrial F1F0 ATP synthase, atp16 (gene ATP16). The record is from RefSeq and is a predicted model, not a curated record. Gene Ontology annotation, molecular function: proton-transporting ATP synthase activity, rotational mechanism. NCBI's taxonomy places the organism in Eukaryota, Fungi, Basidiomycota, Malasseziomycetes, Malasseziales, Malasseziaceae. The coding region runs from base 1 to 510 and encodes 169 amino acids. Gene Ontology annotation, biological process: proton motive force-driven ATP synthesis. The transcript has 3 exons.
AUGGUGUUUGCUUUGGCUUCGCGCUCGCUUCGCUCUUCGAGUUUGCGCCCUUCACUGGCACAACUGUCCGGCGCCCGCCGUGGAUAUGCUGAGGCCAUCAACAACCAGCUGAAGCUCAGCUUGGUCGUCCCUCACAAGGCCAUUUACAAAAACCAAGAAGUUACUCAGGUGAACCUUGCCGCGCAGAGCGGUGACUUGGGUAUCCUCUCUGCUCACAUUCCCGCAAUCGAGGCCCUUCGCCCUGGUGUGGUCGAAGUGAUCGAGUCCAGCGGUACUAGCAAACGCUUCUUUGUGUCGUCUGGAUUUGCCACUGUGCAUCCUAACAACUCGCUUACCAUCAACGCUGUCGAGGCAUUUCCUCUCGAGGACUUUUCCAUCGAGGCUGCGCGCCAAGGUCUUUCCGAGGCGCAACGCGUAGCCAGUGGAAGUGGCUCCAAGGAGGAGAAGGCUGCUGCAGAGAUUGAGAUCGAGGUCUUCUCCGCGAUCCAGUCCGCGCUUGGCCAGCAGUAA